UUCAAGCCUCACAUUCUGAUGGUUCUUGCUCAGAUAGCCUACACUUUCAUGUACAUCAUUACGGAAGCUUCGUUCAACCACGGCAUGAACCCUUUCGUCUACGUUACUUACCGGCACAUAGUUGCCGGUGUAAUAACGCUGCCUUUUGCCUAUUUCAUCGAAAGAAAAAUUCGACCAAAACUGACGUUGGCUCUUUUCCUGGAGAUCUUUGUCCUCUCUCUUCUCGGGGUGAGUUUGACACUAAACAUGUACUUCACGAGCUUGAAAUACACGUCUCCAACACUACUGGCAUGCAUGGUCAAUACUAUAGCUUCCUUGACAUUCAUACUAGCUGUUAUACUCAGAAUGGAGAUCGUAAAUAUUCGCAACCCUCGAGGGAUUGCGAAAAUCCUAGGAACAGUGGUCUCGUUGGUCGGUGUAAUGACUAUGACAUUGUACAAGGGACCAGCUCUGAAAAACAUCGGACAUGCGCUUGUACAUAUAAAAGGAAGCACAGGCGUUGUAGAGGGGAAUUGGUUGAAGGGUUCGCUUCUUACCGUUGCAAGCUGCAUCACAUGGUCUAUUUGGUACAUCAUGCAGGCAUAUACUCUGAAAAGAUAUCCAGCACAGCUUUCACUGACCACAUGGAUGAAUUUUGUCGGAGCAGCACAGUCGGCUGUAUUCACAGUUAUCGUACAGCACAAACGAGCCGCAUGGACAAUCGGUUUCAAUAUUGAUCUCUGGUCUACCUUAUACGGUGGAGUAGUUAUCUCGGGCAUAGUGACUUUUGUUCAACUGUGGUGCACGGAAGCUAAGGGGCCGGUAUUCGUGACAAUGUUUAAUCCCCUUUCGACAUUGCUGGUUGCAGCUUUAGCGUAUUUCGUACUUGGUGAAAAAUUGAACGUUGGAAGCAUACUAGGUGGAGUUAUUGUUGUUAUGGGACUCUACUUGCUACUAUGGGGAAAAGAACUCGACGAAGCACAGAUAAAUCUGAAAGGGAAUGAAGAACCGAAAUUCUCUUCUGAUGAAAAUAAUUUUAAAGGAGAAGCAUAGAAGUUCUUGAUAUUUCCUUGGCCAGAAAAAAAGAAAAAAAAAAAAAAAAAAAAAGCACAAAUAAUAUAUAUAGUAUUGAGACACGAGAAACAAUCAAAGCACUCAUGCCUGCAGUAUGGAGAAACAAAAGACAAAUUUGAGUAGCCUAUGGUUAUUCGAGUACUAAAUUUCUUUAGAUCCUAACAACGUAAAAAGCAAGAAAGAUAUUUCGACAUCUUGUGGGAAGCAUUUUGUAUUUGAGUAGCUCACUAAACCGUCUAUCAUGACAUAGUCAAGGAAGAGCAUUUACCUCA
Erythranthe guttata (spotted monkey flower) is the source of this 1325-nucleotide messenger RNA. Its product is annotated as WAT1-related protein At4g08300. Gene Ontology annotation, cellular component: membrane. Lineage: Eukaryota; Viridiplantae; Streptophyta; Magnoliopsida; Lamiales; Phrymaceae. The record is from RefSeq and is a predicted model, not a curated record. Gene Ontology annotation, molecular function: transmembrane transporter activity.